GGGCAAAUAUAGGUUAGUCUGUCACAUCUCGUGCUGGCGAGAGAAGCACGGACGAAACGAGCGUGCGCUCUCAAGUCCCGGUGUCUAGUUUUUAGGAACAUGGACAUGUAUUCGAAGGUUCCAUGGACGACUGUGAGUUGAUUCGAUCACAACCCAAGAUAUUUCGUCUCGUCUGACGUGAAGCGACCAGUCUGUGAGGAAGCCCAUUCAUCGCUCGUUGUACAAUAGGCCGACAUUACGUUAGACCGUGCGCUUGUUACAAGCCAACUUCCGCGAUAACUCAACAUCAUUGUAACCGCUCAAACAUUUUGUCUGCCAUUGCUCUUGUUGGUGAAUCUACAUUAGUCUGUGAAAUGACAGAUAUCUGUUCAACCUUUGAAUUCCAGUGUAGAAAUUCGCCAAUAACGGAAUUCCAACAACACAGUGUUAGGGUUUGUCAAUGAGGACAACCUUACUCUCUGUACAAAGGAAUCUGAAGAAGCACCGUUCAGUCUAGAGUAUGACCACGAUGGGCAAAGAAGCUAGUUUGGACGGUUUAGAGUUUGAUGGGGAAACAGUACUUUGUCGAGUGUGUGGGGACAAAGCUAGCGGCUUUCACUAUGGCGUACAUGCAUGUGAAGGCUGUAAGGGCUUCUUCCGACGUAGUAUACAACAGAAGAUCCAAUACAGACCCUGUCUUAAGAACCAGCAGUGCAAUAUCAUGCGAGUUAAUCGGAACCGGUGUCAAUACUGUAGGUUGAAGAAAUGUAUUUCAGUUGGAAUGUCCAGAGAUGCCGUGAGGUUUGGACGUGUCCCAAAGAAGGAGAAAGCUCGUAUUAUUGAGCAGAUGCAGAAAGUGAACUCCCAGUCCCAGACCAUAGCUCUAUCUACCAUCCUCCAGAAUGAGACCGAUGUUAUACAGGCUGUCGUCAACAGCCAUCACCUCACGUGUGAAUUUACUUCACUUCAUGUUCAGAAGAUGAGGGAGAACGCCCUUCAAACUAAUGAGUAUCUCAACUGUCCAGCACACAUGGCUUGCCCUCUCAACAACCAGCUCGGCAUGGACAACAACGCCAACAACGCUGACUGGGAAGAUUUCUCUGAGAGCUUCACACCCGCCAUUAAGUCAGUUGUGGACUUUGCCAAGGGUAUCCCAGGAUUCACUCUGUUGAACCAGGAUGAUCAGGUCACACUGCUCAAGGCUGGGACGUUUGAGGUGCUGCUUGUGAGACUUGCCUGUCUGUUUGACCCAGACACAAACACCAUGAUGUUCACAGGAGGCCGACUCUUCAAGAGACAUCUAGCUUCGAUGACGUCAAAUGCUGGCUUUCUGUUGGAUUCUAUGUUUGACUUUGCUGAGAGAUUCAAUCGAUUGAACUUAAGUGAUGAUGAACUGGCUGUCUUCUCUGCUAUUGUAUUGUUGUCACCAGACCGUCCUGGCCUCCGUAACCUGGAGCAGGUGGAGAGGAUACAGAACAGACUGACCGAGGCUCUCCAGAACAUCAUUAACACAAACCACAAAGAGGACAGCACACUCUUCGCUAAACUGCUCAUGAAAACCACAGACCUCCGCACACUCAACACAUUGCACUCAGAGAAAUCCAUAGCUGGUCAAAAUGGCAGCCGAAAUGCUCAAGAAAAACGUAACAGUGCUGAAGAGAUGGAGAUGGACUUUCAAGAUGCUCAAAGUAUACGAUCUGUCCGUUCUGUGUCGCCCACCCUCUCAGAGGCAUCCUCUAACAUGACUGUGACCUCCGGGAUUCAACAGCGCGACUCCGCCUCUAUUGACAGCAACGGCGUGCCUAGUCAACGACUACCAUUUGAAGCAGCAGCUCACCAACAGGUGGUACUGAGAACCCCAUAUGGAACAUUCUACCGCGAGGAAAUGAGUGGUUUCUAUGGAAUGGUUGCUGAUCAACCUCGACGCCGGUGCAAUACAUUAGAUCGUGAUACGCUCACACGACCUCGUCUGCAUACUAUUGAGGAAGGAAACAGGAGAAGAUAUACUUUGGACAGAGAGUACAUUAACAAAAUGGUGAACAAACUGAGUGAUCGUCUGGAAAAGCGUGCAACUUUCAGAGGAGACAGCAUGCCACCUUCUAUAUCAAGCAGUGCGGCCAGUAGUCCAAUUCCAGAGGAGAAUUAUCCAUAUUUGAACAGCAACCGCGAGUUUGUGCCAAUAUCCACUGCAGAUUCCAGCCAUUGCAGUUCUCGUGCCAGUCCUCUUCUCAACCCAGAAGGACUCAUAGCAUUUGGGUCUUCACCCAAUUCACCCCGUCCAAGGUCAAGGUCAGGGUCAUUUGGCACGGAUGACUAUCCUAACAUGCGCCCUCGCUGCUACAGUUUUCAUAUCAAUAGCGAAGGCCGAGCAUCUCGCGUGUCCUCUCUCAAGCAGUUCCCUGACAAAGAUCAGAUGUCAGCCGAUUCUCAGUACCUGUCCCCCGAGAUGAGGCGAGGCAGCAUCAGCUCUUCCUACGGUCUUCAUGCCAGAAAGAAAUCCUUGCUGGUUGACCGCCAUCCAUCUUAUCUCAGUGUCAACCCAGAAACUCUCCUUCAUGAUGCUGAGAAAAGAGCUCAUGGUCAAGAAAUGGCUAAACUCAAGAGAAUGGUUCAGGAGCAGGCCAUGUAUGAUGCUGCCACCCGACACGGCCUCUACCCCCCACCCAGCUCUGUGAUUGGCAUCUCCCCACCCCCUCCCGUCCUUCUCCGUAUCAGCCCCCGAGAUGAUCAAAUGGGUGGGAAGUCCUCGGACGUUGACAUGCCAGUACUCAGAAAGGCAGGAAUCGAGGCUUUCGGGGCAGAGAAGAGAAGUUCUCCCAAAGAAGCAUCUGCCACAGUGACCACUGCCUCUCUCUCUGGGUCAUCAGAGAGGCUGGACAUCGACAUCAAGUCAGAGGAUGAAGCCACUCCGGAGAUCUUCCACAAGAAGUUUGACAAGAUGAGAAAACAUACUGUACAUUCCAGUAAUGAAGACUAUGAUAAUUCCAUGACUCUAGACUCCUCCCCCACCCCAGAGGACUCAGAGAUUGCUGCAGUUAUCAGAGAUGCUUGUGUGAAAGAAGAACAAGAUGAAAAAUCCAAAAGAUCUGCGAGAGAAGCUCACCCUAACCUUCUUGCUCACCUCAAAGCCCCAACUCAGGUUGUUCAGCCACAGCUUACACGGCCAACAAUACCCACAAUUCCCUGGAACCAUGCCUAUCCCAUGAUGCAGCAGGCAGGGUCUUCCUCCAUGACAGACAGCCCUAAUAUGAUGUAUAGCGGCAUUCAAGGUCAAUGUCCAGUGAAUGGAGUCUCAUUGGAGGCCAAACCCAAAGUGGCUGCAGAAGCUGGAUCUAAGGAGCAGUUCCAUGCCACAGCAGUGUCUCAUCUGAAGGACAAGUUGAUGAGGAAGUUUGAUAGUAUGGAGAAUUUGCAGAAAAUAGCCAAGGAAAAUGGUGUUCAGGACAGUAAGCAGAAGCCCAGCACACCUGCCACCAAUGGGACAGUGCUGCUUCCGCCCACAACUUCCCAGGCUCAAGUGACAGCAGCUCUCCUCGCCUCCCAGAACUACUCCUCAGCUCUCUACCAGUCCAUGUUAAAUCGAGAUCUGCCCCAGAUGAGGGGUGUUAGCUUCCCCCCAGGCCCCCUCAACCAACAUCUUGCCAACAUGCAGCAGUUCACUCAGCCCUAUGGCAGCAAAAGUGCAGCACAAACCACAGACAAACGGAAUGACCACACUCAGCCUCUGAACCUGUCCACUCCGAGGCCCGAGGAAUCUCUACCUACUAGUCAGGCCAUGUCCAGGAUGUCAAAUAGCGUGGAGAAAGAGGCUGGGGUCUGAUUCUCACCUCUGACACAAUGAGGAGUGCAUCAUUCCUCAAGGACUAACUACAGCAGCAGGUGCUAUGAUCAUUGAAUAUUUGCAUUUUAUGUUAACUGUGACAAGAGCAGCUAUAUUUGACUCGCUGAGUAGUGUUGUGGGUGCACGAAGAGAGAAGUUGGAUCUGGUUUUGCUUGUGUGCUGACAGUCAUUCAGCCCUGUAGAUGACUAUGUUCACAUCUCCGCAGAAAAUGGCAUUUCUUGUACGUUUACAGACGUGCCUUCAAGAUGCUCCGAUGGAUAGGAUUCACCCAGACAGUUUGUAAAUUGCCAAAAUUUGAUUUAUGUGUUUGCUGACAUUUGACUUUAUCCUUGGCUAUAUGCAUUUAGUAGCGAUUGACCUGUGUCUGUGGAUGAUGGUGUUCUUGUACAGGCGGCAGAAAAGACCCAGGGAAGGAUGUGCAAGCUUAGAUGCAGGCGACAAAAGGGAGUGGAUAUUAUGCUGUAGAUAUGAAAAGACGGUAGUAUUAGCUCUUAGACAUUACAUUUGAUAUGGCCUUGCAAAUCCUGAUUUCACAAACAUGGCUGCUGACAAGUUCAUGUUUCGUGACAACAGCACGAGACAGAGCAGUUGGUGCCACCACCUAUGAUGUGAUAACUAUGACCUGAUGUGAUCUACGAGACUCCAUUGCUGAAAGUGAUAACUAUGGCCAUCUUCUCAGUCUCAAAG
This is a messenger RNA of Haliotis rubra (blacklip abalone), 4508 nucleotides long. RefSeq lists its product as uncharacterized. Gene Ontology annotation, biological process: cell differentiation; positive regulation of transcription by RNA polymerase II; negative regulation of transcription by RNA polymerase II. NCBI's taxonomy places the organism in Eukaryota, Metazoa, Mollusca, Gastropoda, Lepetellida, Haliotidae. The record is from RefSeq and is a predicted model, not a curated record. Gene Ontology annotation, molecular function: zinc ion binding; nuclear receptor activity; RNA polymerase II cis-regulatory region sequence-specific DNA binding.